AUGAACGAUCUAAAGGAGAAGAUGGAAUUCGAUCAAAGUAGGAAAUGUUCAUGUCCGGAGCCAGUCAUUGGGCCCCUUGACAUGAACAAUCGUCAGAGACAGAAAAGGGAAUAUUUGGAAUGGGAAAGACAAGAAAACAAAAUGGCGGAACCAAUAACACUGUGUUCAGCUAUGUCCCCAAUACGAUACCUGGGAUCUGGAAUAACUGUGGAGCCUCUACACGUUGUUCGCCUUGUGGGAAUUGAGGUAGAUUCUACGUUACAAAUGAAUAAAGAGGUUAGAGUAACGCUUACUUCCAGACAUUCUCUAGGUCACAUUUAUAUCGAACUUUGCAAAAUAACAGAUUCACUGCACAUAGAGGGCAAUAAAAGUGGUCACGUUUCAAUACAAACAGGAAAUAUGGACGAUAUGAAUAGCGCCCUCUCACAUCUAAUCUACAAUAGUAAAUAUCAUCAUAUAAGGCAGAGAGAUUACAUUGACGUUUCCAUGCAUAAUUUUCAUAUCGUCAUUAAUAUUCUGAUCCAGAGAAGUCAUGUACCCAGACUUUAUGAUCCAGGACCUUAUAAUGACAUCAGUGGGAAAGUCACUGUUGUAUCCAAGACAUUUGAACGGUAUGAAUGUGUUAAGAGACUUAUUUCAAGUGUCAACACAUUCUAUCCCAACGUAACAAUACUAGUUGCAGAUGAUUCUCGGGAAAAACAAAAACUUGAUGGAAACAAUUUGAAACAUUUUCUGAUGCCUUUUUUAGAAGGUUAUAAUGCAGGAAAGAAUUUAUUGGUCAGUCAGGUGCGCACAAAGUACUUCCUAUGGGUUGAUGACGAUUUUGUUUUUACCAAUGAUACCAUCUUGGAACGCUUUGUAGAGAAGCUGGAAUCCUCUACAGCUGAGUUAGACUUAGUGGCUGGACUCAUAUUACAUCACGGUAAUGUUGUUGAAGACUUUAGUGAAAAAGCAUGGACCGACGUUGCGUAUGCUAGAGGAAACGGCAGUGGGUGUCUCAUUAGAAGAAGAACUCCAGUUGUAACACUCAAAGAAUUUCCGAAUUGUAAACUGAAAGACAUGGUUAUAAAUUUCUUCAUGGCAAAGACAGAGGCAGUUCGAAAGGUCGGGUUUGAUUUAACGUUUGAAAGAUUUGCUCAUCGAGAGUUUUUUGUAGAUGCUCUCGGUUUUUUACGAAUCGCUCAAUGUGAUGAUGUCAUCAUCCUGCACAGACGAGAAAAUUCACAUCGGUAUAGUGUUACUAGGUAUAUGAAACGUGACAGACAAGGUGUUACACGAUAUGCAAAACGUAUACUGUUUAAAAAUAAUCUUCAGUGCUUUCAGUCCUGGGAAAAGAUUUUUGUUCAAGCCAAGAACAAUAUUAAAUAA
Molecule: messenger RNA, 1368 nt
Organism: Saccoglossus kowalevskii
Lineage: Eukaryota; Metazoa; Hemichordata; Enteropneusta; Harrimaniidae
Product: beta-1,4 N-acetylgalactosaminyltransferase 1-like
Source: RefSeq, a predicted model, not a curated record